ACCUAUUGAAACGUAGCGCCACCCUGUGGAGGAUGAUAGGAAUCCAAAACGCAUUCGUUAUAUAUUUUUUUCUUAGAUAUAUUCAAAGGUACGGUAUAAUGGUUCCGUUAGUAACACUGUCACGUAACAACUGAGGAUUUCGCCGAAAUGUCCUGGUAUGCGUUAGUCUCCAUAGCUCGGGAAAAGAAUAUGUAGGUCAGAUUGUAUUCAGAUUUCCGUAAUCCCGAGUUAGUGACAGCGUUCCCAAAAAAUAAAAUAACUUUGGGAGUAAUUUCAUUUUGUCAAAAAGAUAUAAAUAGCGCCCAGCCUCGUGCCCUAUAAUUUCUGGAUAAAUACAUAAAUGUGGUAUUUAAUCCAAUUGCUACGGUGGAAUCAGGCCUCACGAGACAGCGUUGGAGUCGCUGGUUCAUGUCUUGCUUCCAGGAACUCGUGACAAACACUACAUUUAGCCUGGCCUCCGACGCAGAGGAGCGGCUGCUCAGCCACCUGUUGGGUCCGGAGCACUACAACAAGCUCAUCCGACCCGCAGUGAACAGGAGCCAGCUGCUCACCGUUGCCAUCCAGGUCUCCUUGUCCCAGCUCAUCAGUGUGAAUGAAAGGGAGCAGAUCAUGACCACGAAUGUGUGGCUGAACCAGGAAUGGAAUGACUACCGUCUGACGUGGGACCCCCGAGAAUAUGACGGCAUCGAGAAGCUCCGUGUCCCCUCUCAGGACAUAUGGCUGCCCGACAUCGUCCUCUACAACAAUGCUGAUGGGACAUAUGAAGUGUCUUUUUACUGCAAUGCUGUGGUGUCCAACACGGGCGAUAUCGUCUGGCUUCCCCCGGCGAUCUACAAAAGUGCCUGCAAGAUCGAGGUGAAGAACUUCCCGUUUGACCAGCAGAACUGCACUCUUAAGUUCCGCUCUUGGACCUACGACCGCACGGAGAUCGAUAUCGUCCUCACUAGCGACUUCGCCGGCCAGGACGACUUCACGCCCAGCGGCGAGUGGGAUAUCGUGUCUCUGCCGGGCAGGAAGAACGAAGACCCAGAUGAUGCGGCUUACCUUGACGUCACUUACGAUUUCAUCAUCAAAAGGAAGCCUCUCUUCUAUACCAUUAACCUCAUCAUACCUUGUGUCCUCAUCACCUCACUGGCUAUCCUGGUCUUCUACCUACCCUCCGACUGCGGUGAGAAAAUGACCUUGUGCAUCUCCGUCCUCUUGGCCCUCACUGUCUUCCUCCUCUUGAUCUCCAAAAUCGUCCCACCGACCUCAUUGGCUGUGCCACUGAUUGGAAAAUACUUGAUGUUUACAAUGGUCCUGGUGACCUUCUCCAUCGUCACCAGCGUGUGUGUGCUUAACGUGCACCACCGCUCUCCAAACACCCACCGAAUGCCAGACUGGGUCAAAAAGCUCUUCCUGGAAAUGCUUCCCACCUUCCUCUUCAUGCACAGACCCAGAAGCCCCAAACGAUGGGGCAGGUUUCACCAGAAGCAGCGGCAGGUGUCCUACGAUGACCUCCAGCUUGUCCAGACCAACGUAGACUCCUCCUACGUGAAUGAGGAGUCGGCCAGGAAGUAUGAGUGGAAGAUCAGCGACUAUCCUGAGAAUGUGGAGUUCAGGAGGAGGUUGACCCUUAGCUGUGACUCUGAUACGGAGGAGGUGGUGGAGGGCGUUCGCUUCAUUGCGGAGCACCUAAGGAACGAGGAUGAUGAUGAGAGUGUAAUCAAAGACUGGAAGUACUUGGCCAUGGUGAUCGACCGACUCUUCCUGUGGAUAUUCAUCCUGGUCUGCGUGGUGGGAACACUGGGGAUGUUCACACAACCCUUGUUCCAAAGCUACAACAGGCCGACUGCAGAUGAGGGGUUUGCCGAUGUCUAGACAAACCAAGCUGGGUGUGAUGGCAUGAGCUGCUGCAGGCGGCGAACCAGCGAACACGUGCAGCAGGUCGGACAGCACAGAAACCCGUGCACCAACAUGGCUGCCAUCAGCCUCUAGCUGAGGUCAUAUGACGGAAGUGGGAUGAUCCCACUGAGAUCAUAUAACCAAAGUGGGGCACUGAGCCUGUUUAAUUCUCAGGGGCUCAAUACACUCA
Brienomyrus brachyistius is the source of this 2074-nucleotide messenger RNA. It is a transcript of the gene chrnb5a, whose product is annotated as cholinergic receptor, nicotinic, beta 5a. The coding region runs from base 409 to 1860 and encodes 483 amino acids. Gene Ontology annotation, cellular component: neuron projection; postsynaptic membrane; synapse. The transcript has 7 exons. Lineage: Eukaryota; Metazoa; Chordata; Actinopteri; Osteoglossiformes; Mormyridae. The record is from RefSeq and is a predicted model, not a curated record. Gene Ontology annotation, molecular function: transmembrane signaling receptor activity; acetylcholine-gated monoatomic cation-selective channel activity. Gene Ontology annotation, biological process: regulation of membrane potential; signal transduction; chemical synaptic transmission.